AUGUCAUUCAAGUCCUCUUUCCCCAUUGCUCUCCUUGCCAUGUUUGGCACGGGGUUUGCCCAAUCCGUGGAUGGGUCCAAGUAUAAUAACCCAACCGCCGGACCACCUGCUAGCUAUUUCGCGGCUGCCACGACAAUUCCUGUUGCCGCUUUGCAAACUGCAGCUGCAAAGGCUAGCACAGCUGCGCAGAGUGCAACUUAUCCCAUCAAUGGAGAUAGUGGAGCUAAGAAAGUCACUAUUCAUAGUGACUGGUCGAAUUUCAGCGAGGGUGCUGCAUUCGUCUGGGUGGCAGACAUGGAUGUUGACUGUGAUGGUAUCGACUAUAAGUGCAAGGGAAACCCAGAUGGACAGGCAGAAACCAACUUCGGUGCUCUUGCUGCCUAUGAAGUCCCAUUUAUUGUGAUUCCUGACAAAUUUGGAACUAAAUAUGCCAGCGUGCUCCCCGGAAACAAUAUCGGAGCGGUUAUUUGCAAUGGAAAGAUGUUCUAUGGUAUUUAUGGUGACACAGAUGGUGAUUCGCCCCAAGUCAUUGGAGAAGCAUCGUGGUUGAUGGCCCGUACUUGCUUCCCAAAUGACGAUCUUAAUGGAAAUGCCGGUCACGGCGCCGCAGAUGUGACCUACAUCCUCUUCACUGGCAAAGAUGCCGUGCUCCCCAGUAGCGCUCUCAACAAGAACUAUAUCACCAACUUUACCGCACUCCGGUCGAUGGGUGACAAGCUGAUGAGUUCUCUGGCGAAGAGCCUCAAUCUGAGUGGAGGAACUACUACCCCUCCCAGCGGAUCCUGCUCUUGGGCUGGACAUUGCGCCGGUAUGAAAUACCAUGCUCAACUUUUUUUUUUGUAUACUUACUCAUACUUAGGUGCUUCUUGCUCUGAUGAAAAUGACUGUUCCGAUGAUUUGGUUUGUACAAGUGGAAGAUGUUCUAGCCCUUAG
Messenger RNA from Penicillium antarcticum, 933 nucleotides. Its product is annotated as glycoside hydrolase family 75 protein. The record is from RefSeq and is a predicted model, not a curated record. Lineage: Eukaryota; Fungi; Ascomycota; Eurotiomycetes; Eurotiales; Aspergillaceae. Bases 1 to 933 code for a protein of 310 amino acids. Gene Ontology annotation, molecular function: chitosanase activity. The transcript has 5 exons.